AUAUAAACGAAAAAAAAAAGAAUUAAACUGUCACGUACACGCUAAACACUCGUUCUUUAACACACACUUAAGCAAAAUCUUUCCCGCGGGCAAACUAUUGCUUUCGGUGUACAAACUGAGGGAGAAAAUUUAACCACAUCUGACGUUAUAAUUGCUGACUAUCUGAUAUCCAGUCGUUAGCAAUCUGACGUCCAUUGAAUAUGUACAGUUGUACCCACCCUUAAAGUAUGCAACGAAAAUUUUCAUCUCUGAUUGAUCUCCCAAACCUGAUUAAGCCGCCUCAAGCAUCUGUCCAAUUUGGAAUUUUGUGAUCCUCUCCUCUCCCUCUUUAACUGAAGAACAUAUAUAUGCUCUCACGCACACAGAACCGAACACUGCAUACCCAAAUCUCCAAUCAUAUGCAACGGACGGACAGACAGCUCAUUCUGCAGCAAAGGGACACCAAUUUGUCAAUUUCACAUCCCCCACAACCCAUAUACUCACCCAUCAUCUUGUCCCCCUCAUUUGCUUCAACCCCAGCACGCACGCACUCGUGUGCCCUCUCGAUCACAAACUGCAAAAAAUGAGUCCCCCAAUCAUGGCGCGCAAGAACUGAUUCUAGUUCUGCGACGAUCAGCGGAGUUUGGCGAUCUAGCUUGAUUACUCCUGCAGCUCUGCUUCUGGGCUUUAAUGGGUGAGUUAGUUUAAGUAACCUGUUCUUCUUUCGUUGAAUUCGGCAUUGUUCUGCGCAUUUUGUAUGAUUUGUUUGUUUGUUUUGGUCAUACUGGCGUAUACUUCUGCAGUUCCUAGCACAACAUUCCAUGUAGAUUUGUUUUCAUGGCUGCCCUUUUUUACUCCUCCCUUUCCCUCUCCUUGAUUUGGACAGUUUGAACCCCAUUUGAACUUGUGGUCCUACAGUGAUCUUCUCUGCUCUGUUCGUACUGUAAAGAAACCCAGCGAUCUUUCGCCGGAUACAAGUAUAAAUCCUCGGUUUCCUUCAACACUGUACCUCCAGUUCUUGGUGUGCUGAUCGAUUAACAAUUUGAAGGAUAUUUUGGUGCAUCAGUUCCCAUAGAUUUGUGAAUCGUGAGGAUCUUUCUCUGUAUCAAUGGAGAUCAUGAGAGAUGCUGCUUCUCAUUCUUUAAGUGUUUUCUCUUCUUGAAGAGAUGUGAGGGGGUCACAUCGUAAGCUUGCUUUUGCUGGGAUUCUUGAUGCUGCUUCUUAUUCCUUCCACUAAAGCUGCCCAUCUUCUUCCUCCUUUUGCUUUCUCCCUUUGAUCAGUUCGAUGUCCGCAAGAUUCAUCCAAAGCCGUGCCCGAAGCAGCAGUUGUUGCUGAUUCCAUCCCAUUCCACACAAACACCCAUCAUUGAUCGAUCUUGCUGCUGUCCAUGUUGGCCAAAAGCAAUUCCCAAAUCCCAAUGCAAAUCCAAGAAGUAGCGAUUCUUUUGAUGUGUCGUCACUGUCGCCACUGUGACUGUCCAUACAAGAGCUCACAUUGUUGCUGCUGCUCGUGUUGUUCUUGCCAAGAAGGAGGAGGAGGAGGAGCGGCGGCGGCGGCGGCGGCGUUGAGGCGGCCACCGCGAUGCUGAGGCGCGGCGCGGUGGUGGUGGACAGAGACGGUGAGGUGGUCGUCGCGACCAAGAUCCGGAAGCGGUGCGCGCUGUCGUCGUCCGGCGCGUCGGACCCGCUGAGGAAGCUGAGGCUGAAGAAGCGAGGGGUGGUGGUGCUCGGCCGGAGAGGCGUGGGCGGCGGCGGCGGCGUCGUGUUGUCGCCGUGGUCGAGCAGGAAGAUGUCGGAGUCGUCGUGGAACGGCAGGCGCUGCCACGGUGGCGCCGCCGCCGCCGCCGCGGACGACGGCACGCGCUCGGCGGCGUCGGCCAGGAAGCUCGUCGGCGCGCUCCGGCAGCUGAGCUCGCCCGACGACGAAGAUGCCGCUCGCCGGAGCUCGGCUCACCGGCGAUGCGUGUCGGUGGAGUUCUCAAAGAGAUCAAGAACAAGGAGCAAGGCAUCGGAGGCUGAUGGACAGAGAAGCUGGCACAACGGCCAUGGCCACUGGUUUCCAGACAUGCUCAGCAAUGGCAGCACAAUGGAGGUGCACUCAUGGCGAUCUCAAGACUGCGCUUCACCAUGCAGAGGGGGAGAAACAAUGGCGCCACACCUGAAGGAGGUGUGCAGCAGCCUGGCCGCGUCCAAGGAGCUCGUCAAGGCUCUCGCCGGCAUCUGGGGCCCCGGCGACGGCGCCCUGAACCCGUCGACGGCGUCGUCGCUGCUCUCCGCGCUGCGCGCCGAGCUCGACCUGGCGCGCGCCCACGCGCGGCGGCUCGCCAAGGAGGACCGGCGGCGCGGCGACGAGGCGGCGCGGGCGAGGGCGCGGCUCGCCGAGGACGCGCGGGAGUGGGGGCGCCGGCAGAGGGAGAAGGCCGCGGCGGCGGUGCGCGUGGCGGCGGCGGAGCUCGACGGCGAGCGGAGGUCGCGGCGGCGCGCCGAGAGGGUGAACGCCAAGCUCGGGAGGGCGCUGGCCGACGCGGAGAGGGAGCUGGCGGCGUCCCGGAGGGAGCUGGAGAGGGAGAGGCGGUCGAGGGAGCGGCUGGAGAAGGUGUGCGACGAGCUCGUCCGGGGCGGCCUCGUCGCCGCCGGCGGCGGCGGCAGGGGAGGCGAGGAGGAGGUGGAGGAGAUGAGGCGGGAGGCGGAGAGGGCGCAGGAGGAGCUGGAGAAGGAGCGGGAGAUGCUGCGUCUCGCCGACGAGCUCCGCGAGGAGAGGGUCCAGAUGAAGCUGCUCGAGGCGCGGCUCCAGUUCGAGGAGAAGAACGCCGUCGUCGAGCAGCUGCGCGACGAGCUCGAGGCCUUCCUCGGGAGCAAGAAGGAUCGGCAGCAGCAAGAAGAACCACCGCCGCCUGACGCAGACGACCACCGCCGCCGCCGACCCGACGGCCAUCAGUUUCAGUCCAUUCUUGUUGCCGUAAACAAGAACGGAGAUCACGAAGACGACAACGACGGCGACGAAGAAGACGACGGCGGUGGCCGCGGCGAGUGCGUCGCCGAAGAUUCAGACGGCAGCGAGAUGCACUCCAUCGAGCUGAACGUGGACGGGAACAGCAAGGACUACAGCUGGAGCUACACCACGGCUUCCAAGGACAUGACGACGACGGCGAGGUCCAAGAACGCCGCCGCCAUCGACCGGCGAUCGCAGGAAGGCGCCGGCGAGGAGGACCGGUGGGACGACGGAGGGUGCAGCGAGAGGAGCAAGGAUCUGGACGAGGAGGACGCCGAGAGGUACGAGGCGAUCAAGAACCUGAGGGAGCAGAUGCUGGCCGGCCAUGGCUUCGUCCUCGUGUCGCAAGAAUGGGGACAAUGCUAGCUCACUGACAUCGAUCUUCUCCCUCCCAAGCUUCGUCACCUUUGAUACUACGCCAGAUUUGAACAGGGAAGAUCUUGACAAGAGAGAAGAAUAUGUUGUGAUGAUUCAUAGUUGCUCUGUUUCCUCGAUCAAACCGUGUGCAUAGUUUUGUGUGGUCGCUAGCUUCUUGGGCGAUCAUUCUUUUCCAUAGGAAUGUGUUUGUGCUGCUGAAAGUGUCUUUUAAUUUAUACCACAUUUGCAUUCAAUUUUGAUGUUUAAGUUGGCAUUCCACACUUGGUACUAGGAUCAGAUAUCUCAAAAGUUUUUGUAAAUAAACAUAGAGAUCUGUUUGGUAAUGAAAUUUCUCAUGUAUACGUUUUGCCAAUUUUGAUGUCAA
Molecule: messenger RNA, 3713 nt
Organism: Oryza sativa Japonica Group (Japanese rice)
Lineage: Eukaryota; Viridiplantae; Streptophyta; Magnoliopsida; Poales; Poaceae
Source: RefSeq, a predicted model, not a curated record